AUGGAUUUGAAAGAAUUGUCUGAUGCAUACAUGCGCGGUGAUUUCGACAGCAGUUCUGAUGAGGAAAAUGAAGACCAAAGAAUAAGAGAAGAUUGCAGAGGUCAACCUGGGUUUACUCCUCAUCAAAAGGUUACUGCAGCAAUGAGGAUGUUGGCGUAUGGCAAUGCUGCUGACGCUCUUGAUGAAUACCUUCGAAUGGGAGAGAGCACUGCAAGGGAGUGUUUGAAGAAAUUCUGUGACAUUGUCAUGUGCAUCUACGAAGCAGAAUUUCUUAGAAAACCAACACAAGAGGACAUUGACAGGCUCCUGCGAAAAGGUGAGUCUCGUGGCUUUCCUGGUAUGCUUGGUUCAUUAGAUUGUAUGCAUUGGGAAUAG
Molecule: messenger RNA, 375 nt
Organism: Rosa rugosa (rugosa rose)
Lineage: Eukaryota; Viridiplantae; Streptophyta; Magnoliopsida; Rosales; Rosaceae
Exons: 2
Coding region: 1-375 (124 amino acids)
Source: RefSeq, a predicted model, not a curated record